AUGGUCGACCUCCAUAGUUUACCGUCCGGCUCGUGGCCGAGCCAAGCAAUUCGCAAUAAUGGUUCUGACAGCUUGGCUUUGGAAAGGUACAAGCUUAGAGAGCUAGCAGAAGGCUGGCCAUGCUAUAGAGAUGCAUGUGAAUGGGAAAACAUGAUGUCGAUUUUCCAUGACGAUGCCCAUAUAUACACAACGUGGACCGGACGAACUCAUUACAAGGAUUUCAUUGCAGCAUCGCAGCAGGGAAUGGAUAAUGGAGCUUUCAUCAUGCAUCGAUGCCAUGGAAGCACAACUGAUAUCAAUGCCGAAGCAACUCGCGCAGUUACAAAGAUGAAGACCACUAUAACACAGCGAUUCCAGAUUGACGGUUGUGAGGUUGACGCUGAUGCUGACUGUCGGUUCUGUUUCUUUUGGGAAAAGGCAGGUGGAAGAUGGGGAGCUCGAUUCGUCAAGCACUGGUAUGAGAAGGACAAACUGAUUCCGGUGGACCCGAGGAUGAUUCCAACUUUAGACGAUGAAAAGUUGAAGGAGUACCCUACCGGGUACAGGUACUUAGCAUACUGUCAAGAAAUUACCAUGGGCGUGAAAGUGAUGCUGGACAUGCCCAGUCAUCGCAGAGAUGGUGAUAACCUGAAUGGACAGAAACACGAUGCGCUAUAUUGGCAAUGUAAAGACUGGGUCGAGGGACGAAAUGUAGAUAUUUGA
Messenger RNA from Aspergillus tanneri, 702 nucleotides. Its product is annotated as putative pathogenesis associated protein Pep2. The transcript has 3 exons. Bases 1 to 702 code for a protein of 233 amino acids. The record is from RefSeq and is a predicted model, not a curated record. NCBI's taxonomy places the organism in Eukaryota, Fungi, Ascomycota, Eurotiomycetes, Eurotiales, Aspergillaceae.